GCAUAAUUAGAGGCGACCAUUGCGUUGUUUUGAAGCAGCAAGACUCGCAGACAGUGCCAUCUUUAACGAGAAAAGUACGGUAUCUAAAAACACUGUUAAGUUUUUGGAUGUAAAAAUCUUUCUCAGGAUGAGUGUGUGUCAAGAACCUAUCAUUUCUUGUUAUAUACUUGGUUUCAUCGUCGAAUUGUUUUUACUUCCUUGCGUAGAUGGAGCUGUAAGAUUUACUCAAGUUCCACCACCUAUCUUGUUUGUUCAUAAUGGAGAAAAUGCAAAAUUUGUCUGGAAUUAUCAUGUCAAUGACCGAGACAGUGAGUUUUUUACAACGUCACCAGAAUGGCUUUACACUAAUAGCAUUAACCAGACUCGUAUUGCUGCUGAAGCCUGGACUUAUGUACAUGCAACUGGGAAAAUGGAAURGAUAUGGACAGUAACGCCAUCAUGUCCAGCAAGACUGAGACAUCGACUCAGCAAGGAAUCUGUUGCUACUCUGGUCAUCUCAAAUGUGAGCACGCUCGAUAAUGGGAACUAUAAUUGCUCACUGAUUUUAACUGGAGGUCAGGUUCAAAUAAAGAGCACAACACAGCUGAUAGUAACAGUGCGUCCUACAUUCUUACCAAGUCACCCAAACAACACAUACCAGAUUAUCGAGGGAAAGGAUUUAAAGAUAAACUGUACAGCUAUUGGUCCACCAACACCAACCAUCACGUGGGUGAAUAUAUCAGAUGGUAGUGUUCAUCCCAAGAGCCAUGGAUCAGGAAGUGCUGUACUGCAGAUAGAUAACAUUAAACGAUACCAUGCUGGAGUAUAUGAGUGUAGGGCCAACAACAACCCAAACGAGACUGCAGCCACUAAGAGGACAAAGGUUUUUACUAAGACACAAAACAAGGCUGAAAAUAUGUUCUCCUAUUUUUUAAUUUUGGUUCAACUUUUCUUAGACAAGCCUACAAUCUCGAAAGAGCUGUCUAGCAGUGAUAAUACUUCUUGGAAUGGCAGACAGAUAACUCUCAAGUGCACCGUCGGUGAUGGAUUACCCACGCCAGGUAUCACUUGGUACAAGCCCAGUGGUCAGAAAAUAACUACUGGUGUCACAGCUAUUGGUAAAGGUAGUCACGUGGUGAUAACAACGACAGAUGGAGCAGACUAUGGAUGGUAUAAAUGUAAAGCCACAAACGUCGCUGGGAGCGUUGAACAUCUUAUCAAUGUGAUUCAGCUGUUCCCACCAGGUGUCCCUAAUGCCACGAUACUAGAACAGGAUAUCAAAGCAUCAUCUGUAACUGUAAGAUGGACCAAACCUGGUUAUGAUGGUGGAAGUCCUGUUAUUGAUUACAAUGUACAAAUCAACAGUACGAAACAAGAACAGAGCACAUCAAACUCUGAGUACGAGUUUACUGGUCUGACUAAGAAUACAAGGUAUGAAGUCAGAGUCUACGCAAGGAAUGUGGUUGGGUAUGGAAAUGCAUCGAUCAUCAACUUUACUACACAGAAAAGAGGUCCACCACCUUUGCCCAGUCUUCAUCUUGUCAAAAAUAAAACUGCCAUAACACUGUCCUGGAUGAAACCCGAUGAAAAUGGUGGUGAAAUAAUAGAUUAUACCAUCUACCAGAAACAAGGUGUAGUAAAACCCUGGGCACGUAUACAUAGUGUCGUACGUGAAUUGUCCAACUUGACGUUUGUUAUACAAGUGAAGGAUCUGGAGCCUGGUCAGACAUAUUGGUUUAUUGUCACGGCAACGAACGAGUAUGGAGAAAGUGAAAUAGGAGAUGACAAGGGCAAAGCAGCGUUUAUUUCGCCGAACCCGGUUACCACAGCAACCCAGGCAUCUACUACAGGACUUGAUGGGCAAUCACUGAAAAAAUCAGACGAACAAGAAAAAUGCGGCGUCACUGCAUUAGCUGUCUGCGCAUCUUUCCUCGCGGUGUCUUUGGUAGUCAUUGUUCUCUUGCUCCUUUACAUUUGGAGGAACAUGAAAAGAAAAGAACCAACCAGAAAUACCAAUACAGAAAGAGUUAACAGAAACAAGGCAGUUGAAGAUCCUGUUUAUGACAAUACGCUAGAAAUGGUCGUAAACAAGACUUCUCACAGCUCGGUGUUACACUCUCCCCCACAGAGCCCUCCACCCAGUGAAUACGAACCGAUAAGAAUUUAUCGUGAUGAUCAUUCAAACGAAAUGACAAGCAGAGUAAGUGGCUAUAGCAGCACCUCUACAGAAACACCAAGGCAUUAUCAAGCACUGUCACAUUCUGAUACAGCUGGAGGUUCAUCGCAUCAAGGUCAAGGUCCAGCUUACGAAUCCCUUCACAGUUCACAGCUUCAACAGCGUGAUGCUCAGCUUGCAAAGAACGUACCAGAAACUACAUACCAGCCACUUGAUGUCAGGCAAAACACUACACAUUACCAAGGCCUGCAGACCUAUAAUAACAUGCAUCAGCUAGAAAACAACAGGAAUAACCAAACCAUUAGAUAAACACACUCUCUAUUGCGCUAGAGCAUACAUGUCCAGAAUAGACGAUCUGAUACCGACGGUAAAAGAUCACUGGGUAUCUGGGUACUGGGUAUCUGGAUCACUUGUGAUCUUCCCCUGAACCCUGAUUAGGUAUCUGGAUCACAUGUGAUAUUCUUCUGAACUCGGAUUGGUUAUCUGGAUCACUUGUGAUCUUCCCCUGAACUCUAAUUGGGUAUCUGGAUCACUUGUGAUCUUCCCCUGAACUCUAAUU
Actinia tenebrosa (Australian red waratah sea anemone) is the source of this 2714-nucleotide messenger RNA. Its product is annotated as fasciclin-2. The record is from RefSeq and is a predicted model, not a curated record. NCBI's taxonomy places the organism in Eukaryota, Metazoa, Cnidaria, Anthozoa, Actiniaria, Actiniidae. Gene Ontology annotation, biological process: cell-cell adhesion. Gene Ontology annotation, molecular function: protein binding.